Messenger RNA from Lactuca sativa (garden lettuce), 1797 nucleotides. RefSeq lists its product as uncharacterized. The record is from RefSeq and is a predicted model, not a curated record. NCBI's taxonomy places the organism in Eukaryota, Viridiplantae, Streptophyta, Magnoliopsida, Asterales, Asteraceae.
CGAAAUCCCAAAAGUUCCUUCUCUUCUGUUCUGUUCAAGAAGCCUCUAGGGCACAGCCGAUUGACCGCCGGCCACUGCACCUCCACCCACUCACCCCUCCCUUGGCUGUCGAUGCCCCAUCCCCCCCGCCUGACGUCCGAACUCUGAAGUAUGAAAUCUAAACUAGCUUACGAUUGUGAAAUCUGAAUUCUGUUUCUCACUUUAUUUCUAGAUCUGCUAAGAAAGUCUUACAAAUGGGACAAAAGUUGCAUUUUUUAUUUGUCCACCUGGGAUAGAGAUUGGAUCUUGCUCUGUUGCCUGUUUAAAAGACAUGAAUACCCUCCUUCAUCCUCAUUAUCAGAAAGCCAACUCACUAGCCAAGUUGACUUGGUAAUAAGAUAGGGUGUUAAGAAAUUUCUUUCUGAUUUUUCUAUAAAAGGACUACAGAUAAGGAGGUAGUAAAAAAGGCUGCUAUAAACUAGAAAGUUACAAAUGGACAAAUCAGAAAGAAAGGAUGACGUUGAGCCUUUGGAGAUAGAAAAAGAAACAAACGAGGCUCGACAUGAGAAGGGCGAUAUGGGAAUUGAAUCUCUAAAUGAGAAGGGUAAUAUGGGAAAUGACAGUAAUUCACGGAAGAAGGAUAAGAAGAAGAAGAGGAAAAAAGAUUCUACCGAAGAUGAUCCGGAAUCAAGAAAAGAUAAGAAAAAGAAACACAAAUCCAAGAAAGUCACAUUUUCUGAUAAAGUAGACGUUUUUCCAAAUUCGGAUAAAGAUAAAGAGAAUACAAACGCUAAAACAGACAACUUACUUCGAGGCAAGUGGUUUACUCCAGAAGAAGACAAAAUACUAAAAGAAUCGGUUUUGGAUUACAUAAAGUCACACGAUCUUGGUGGAGAAGAAGAAGGUUUAAAAAAGAUUCUAAAUUGUCGAUCUCACCCCGGAUUGAAAAACUGUUGGAAACAAAUUGGGGCCCGCAUCCCCUAUCGCCCACACUCCGCCAUAUACUAUCGUGCCCAUAUUCUAUUCGAACAAGGUGAAAAAGGCAAAUGGACCAAAGAAGAAACCGAAUUUCUACGAAAAUCUUACAAAAAACACGGAAGUGAUUGGAAAAAGGUGGCCGAAGAACUCGGAAAAAAUCGGAUUCAUGUUAAGGAUAAAUGGCGAAGAAUUAAGUUUGAUAACAAAAAGGGAGGGAGAUGGAGUCAAGAAGAGUAUCAAGGGUUAUAUGAUUUGGUGAAUUUGGAUUUACAAAUGAAAGUGGUUUUGGAAGAGAAGAAGUCGAAACAUGGAAUGUUGAGGGAUAAUAUUCCUUGGACUGCGAUUAGUGAGAAGUUAUCGACUCGAAAUGAUUCGACUUGUUGUAAGAAAUGGUACUCACAAUUGACAUCUUCUCUUGUGGAGGAAGGGAAAUGGAGUAAUGUUGAUGAUUAUAGGUUGAUUAGGGCUCUUUAUGAUCUUGAUGCUUCAUGUGUGGAAGAUGUGGAGUGGGAUAGGGUUCUUGAGCAUAGGUCGGGUGAUGUUUGUAGAAAAAGAUGGGAGCAAAUGGUUCGUCAUAUUGGUCAUCAUGGAAGCAAGCCGUUUUCUGAACAAGUGGAGAUUUUGUCACAACGAUAUUGCCCCGAUUUAGAGGAAGUAAGGGAGGAUUGGGACAAUAAACCUUCCGUGUAAUGAAUGAUCGUGUAAUGAAUGAUGUUGCGAAAAAAGUAUGAAUAUUGUUUCAAUUGGUGUGAAGUUUUGGUAUUUUUGUGUGAGUGGUUACUAUGAUGUUUAAUAAGGAGAUUUAUGGAAGUGGGGUAUAAAAGUUAUGUUUUGUUAGAA